Molecule: messenger RNA, 6370 nt
Organism: Aspergillus aculeatinus CBS 121060
Lineage: Eukaryota; Fungi; Ascomycota; Eurotiomycetes; Eurotiales; Aspergillaceae
Exons: 4
Coding region: 173-6367 (2064 amino acids)
Molecular function (GO): protein binding
Source: RefSeq, a predicted model, not a curated record
CUUGAAAUCAACACCUGAUUCCAUGUUUUUUUGUCACUUGUCCCUGCUUCGCUCAACAUUUAUGCAAAUUGGUUUAAAGUUUACUCCAUCACCUGAAACUCCAUUCUUCCGAUGAGAAUCAAUACCCUGCAUAAACAGUCCUGCCGGCGAGCAACCACGUGUAGAACCGACCAUGGCUACCUCGUUCCAACCUAAUGUCCAUUACACCUUCGGCUCCCCUCUGUCCACCACUGCGCUCUUCGGGACUCGACGAGCGUCGGAUAUCCUGGAGCAAGAGGGAUACACAACCACAUACCAAACUUCCACCUCAAGGCGGGGGUCGCGAGCCUUGAGUGGUGGGGGAAGCUCCACGCUGGCGGAUGUUGUCAGCUCACUGACUCGUCGCGGCAGCGACGCUAUGAUCUCGUCGAGCAUCACAGAUGCGGAUUACGCGACACUCCUCGAAUGGAUUCGAGCGGAGCGAAUGCGCAAGCUCCCUGCCGAGGGGAGCAGCUAUGACAAAGCGCUUGUCUGGGCGGCUUUGUUUGUAGAAAGACUGCAUUCAUUUGACACGGCUCUGGAGCAAUUUGCCGGGGAUAGUCACAUGGCCGCCCAGCUUGCCUAUGUACACUGUGCGAGUUUACUCGAGUUGGCGGAGAACAAUGCCCCUGCGUUGAUGGAUCUGUUCGGAUUCUUCUACCGCUCCUCCAUGGGCCUGGGCAACUUGCUGGAUCGCACAGAACUCUUCUCCGUAUCCCAGGAGAUCAAAGACCAACUCAUUCUGGCCCUGGCCGACCUCGUCACCCUUGUUGUUGGCGUGGCCAGACACUUCCACCGGUCUUUGAACUCUUCUGAAUCAGUCUCGAUUGACAUUUACAGCACCUUUCCGGGUCCGAUUGACAGCUUCAAGGCUCGCUGCGAACAUGUCUCCGAGUCAAUGUGGCGCCACCAGCUGAUCCGAGAGGGUUUGAACGGGGACAAAGGUGAGCGCGAUUGCUUUCAAAAUCCUCCUAUCCGGAACAUCACCGAGAUCCGAGCCCUCAAAGAUUGGCUGCAGCCUGAGGACCCCGUGCUAGUCAACGUGGCGGAGACAACCGCACACUUUGCCCAGGAGCGUGAGGAGUCCACCUGCCUGUGGAUGACUCCGUACUUGACACGAUUCCUCAAAAGCAGCCGCAAAACCCUGACGGUGCAUGGUAAACCGGGUUCAGGCAAAACCAUUCUGGCGACCGUGAUCAACGACCAUCUCCAACACCCUGUCGGAGGUACCCAUUACAAGUCGAUCUUUGUCCCGAUCAGUAAUCGUAUCCCAGCCAACACCACCCCUCGUGCAGUCGCCAAGAUGAUCCUGUCACAGCUCUUCGACAAGCGCAUUGGCAAUGUGCGACUCUACCAGACUCUGUCGGAUGCGUACACACGCAGCCAGUCGACACUGGAAGAGGACGCGUACGACGAUCUACUGUGGGCUGCGGUGGGGAACGCACUGAAGAGCAGUCUCCAGGGUGCCAAGGAACUCGUCCUGGUGGUGGACGGAAUGGAUGAGGCCAGCUGCGGAGAGACCCUGAUGCACAAGCGACUGACUGAGGCUGCGGCCCCCGCGGAUAGAGUCAAGUUGGUUGUUUUGGGCGCCCAGCAGCCGCUCUCCACGUCUUCGCAGAGCACUGUGCAUGUCUCGCCGGAGCUUGUCUUCGACGACAUCACCGCUGUCGUACGGAAGAUCCUGCAGCAUACUCGUGCUUUCACAUCCUUGCCUGAGGAAGAGCAAGAGAUCAACGUCACGCGGAUUGCUGAAGCGUCCAGUGGUUCAUUCCUCUGGGCCAAACUGGCCGCCAAACGCAUCCGCGAGGAGGGCUCGUCCAACGCGCAAGCUCUGACCAGAGCCAUUGAAAGUGUGGCCAACACCGGCAAGACACUCACCGACCUGGUCUCGCAUAACCUACAUGCGAAGCUGAGCGAAGAUGCAUUGAAGGUGUUGGCUUGGCUCUCCACUGCGGCUCGUCCCAUGACGCAGAAGGAGCUGUCGGCGCUGGGCUCCGUCCACGUCGAAAAUUCCACCGUCACCGACAAGUACCUUGACAUCCAGCAGCUCCUGAAGCCGGUCGCAUCGCUUGUCUUCAUCCAGAGCCAUCUGGUCUACCUGCGCCAUGGACAGAUUCGCACCGCGAUCCUGGACGUGCUGGCAAAAGAUAAACUAUUGCCGUCGGUUAAAAACAGGAACAGCGAUCUUGCACAGAGACUGCUAUCAUAUACCAAGGAGGCCGUCACCAGCGAGCACGAGCCCUCGCUAGAUCCACUGGACGAGAAUACCACCCAGAAUCUGCUGGCCAAAUAUCCUCUACUCGACUUCGCCCUGCGCUACUGGUUGACGCAUGUCAAAAUCGCGUUUGGCUGCACCACCGACCAGGAGAUCACCACUGCAGCCAAAGAGCUGCGCAGUGCGCUUCCGACUUCGCCCACAGUGCCAUUGCUUGAGAUGACCGUUUGGGACAAUAAAUCCACCCCGUCAUUGCGGCUGUUGCACGGCAUUCAAACCCGACUGUAUCGGCAGGCAUUGAGCCCUACUCACCCCACCACCCUGCAGACUAUCCUCUGUCAGGCUCUCUUCUACCGACGUAUCCACAACACCCUUCCAGCCCAUAUUAGCAAGAUCUUCUAUGAUGCUGCGAAGAUGAGCCAAACCGUGCUCUCGCCCCGACACCUGAUCACCAUGCAGAUGACCAAGUUCUACCUGGAAGUGACUGCCGACGAGAUUGCCGAUUCCAAGACCGAGAUCAUGGUGAAACGCACCGAGAUGCUGCAGCUUCUGGUUGAAUGCUACAAGAUCCAUUACGGAGGGUCAAGCAGCAUGGUGACUUCCACUCUGACCCAGCUGUCGGAACAUUUCAUCUCGAUGGGAGACGAGGUUCAAGCUAAGGAGAUCACAACCUCGCUGCAGGGGCCGACCACGGACGGCGCGUCGCAACCCACGGGCUCGCGACCGACGGACGACUCGCUCUUGCUCCACCUCCACGGUCGCAAAGAUGCAAUGGAGACGCGGACGACUUUCUCUCUGGACGAACUGGAGCUGGACGAUGUGAUCACCCGCGCCUUCGACUUCAACUCUCUGCAGGCCAAGGCCGAGCGGUUCGUGGCCGAGAAAGACCUGAAGGCUGCCGAGCGGACGUAUAUUGAGCUCUGGCAGCAAACCAGCAAGGAAUAUCGUCUCAGCCACUCGUCUGACUGGGAGCUCAAGAACAUGGACGCCGUGCUGGGCUAUGCCAAGUUUCUCAAGUCCCAACACCGGGAGAACGAGGCCGCUUCUAUUCUGUCCGGCUUCUGGGAGGGAUAUAGCCAAAGCACGUCGAGCUCUGAGGCAGUGGCCUCUAAGUUCCUCGAGGUGGCUAAGGUGAUGAAGUCUGUGGGACUCUCCGUGCUGGCGCUCAGCGUUUUCAAGCACUGCGCUCAGAGUACCAACAGUCAGAGCGGUGUCCACCAGGAGGUGCAGCAGCAUAUCAAUACCACUUCACGGGAGGUGAUGAAGAUGGCAACCUCGACCAGCUCGACCAUCACCGAAUCGAGUCUCAAGGAGAUGGUCUUCAACACGUCGAGCACUGAUCAGGUCUCCGUCACUGCCACAAACACUCUGUUGGAGCUGUAUCUGUCGCAACAUCGAUGGCAGGAUGCCACCAAGGCCAUCAAGCAGGUCCUCCGGACCAUGUGGCCUGCCUUCUUUGCACCUUCGGUGGAUGAAGUGUUUCUUCCCUCGAGCAACCUGGAGUACUGCAUCGAGCUUGCAGAACGGCUGGCAAAUUGCUAUCGCUCCCGACGCCGAGCAGGAAAGGAGGAGGACGUCCGACUGCGUCUGUAUCAGGCCGUCCGCCGCGAUCGACCGGCGGGCGACAAGCUGCGGGGCCGUGUCACAACGGCCAUUCUCCGUCUAUACGAGCGCAUGUCGCAAAGUGAUAAGCUGAUCACCAUCCACCAGGAUAUCCUGAGCGACUCCAUCAAGCGAUACGGAGCGGAGCACCCGACCGUCAUCAAGCAGCUAUGGAAGCUGGCAGAGCUGACUCGUCCUCGUCCUAUCGCGGUGGACUACUAUCGUCAGAUCGUGCAUGUUCUCAACAAGGACUCGGAAACCUGCUAUCCUGAUGCCUUUGAGCCUCUGCUGAUCGUUGUGACCGAGCUCCUGAACCAGGCACGCUACGCGGACGCCUUGAAGCCCUGCCGCGUACUGUUCAAUACGGCGCAGAAACCUAAGACCAGCCCCAAGCUGCAGGAACCGAGUUUCGUCCAGACGCUUUAUGAGCGAUACAUUCACUGUUUGCGCAUGGUCCACAGCGACACUACAGUCAUUCACGACGUGACAGUGCAGUACCGCAAAGCCUGCAUCAGCCUAUUUGGCACCGCGGCCUCGAUCACCAUCCAGGCCACCAAGACUCUGGCUAAUAUCUGCCUGGAGUGCAAGCGGUACGAGGCAGAAGCAAUCGAGCUGUUUGAAGAGUUGCUGCACAGCAAGUCCAACGAAGUCGACAUCGACCGUGACGAUAUCCGUGCGACACUGGAUUCGAUUUACGAAGAACAGAACAUCCUCGUCAACGUGUCGAAGACGGAGUCCAUGAGCGCCGAGCAAGUGAAGAGGGUGAUCUCUAUUCGCACACAGCGUCUGGCUUCUCUUCGCUCCACCCACGGCUGGGCCCAUGAAGAGGCUUUGUCGCACCUCAGCGAGAUCGUGGCUCUGUACUCGAAACAGAGUAAUACGCAGGCUGCCGUGACCCUGCUGCGCAACGCCACAGCCCAGGUCCUCGCCACCGAGUCGUCAUCCAUCCAGCUGAGCGCUGCUGCCAAGACCAUUGCUACCGGCUACAUCACAGCCGGUCAGGUAGACCGAGCGAGAGACAUAUCCCAAGAACUAUACCGGCAGAUUGUGGCCAAGGACACCACCAACGUCGGGGCUGUGGGAUUCGACCUGACCUCCAGCCAGCGGCAGAGCCUGUCCUUCUUGGCCGAGCUGGAGUACAGCCUACGCCAGCGCGAGGACUCCUCGCUCACCCUUAACGAGAUCUACUCGGCGCUGACCACCGAGUACAUGUACUUCGAGCAGUUCCGCACUGAGAUCGGCUCGAAGAACAGCAGUGUCAUGACCGUCACCUCGUCUGCCUCGCGCCUGUAUGGCUUCCUGUCCGCCAAGGGCCGUCAAGCUGACGCUGCGCGACUCGUCGAGCAGUUCACCAACUACUUCCUUGCCACGGAGGGUCCGACCGUCCAGGCGAACCCCAGUCAAGCCAGGGUCUUCAUCGCCACCCUCCUCGAGUACUUCCACUCGCACACCUCGCAGCACUUCAUCCGCUCCGUGGCGAUCGCCAGCCACGACCGGGUGACCCAGCUGCUGGCCACAGCGGACUACAGCGCAGCGUGCGGCCUGGCUCUCACAGCCUUCAAGUACAUCCGGGCGCAUCAGGGCUACACCUCCCCCUCGGUGCUCAAGAUCGUCUUCAAGCUCGGACUGGUGAUCGCCGGUCGAGACGUCGAGACGCGGCCCGCCGCCUCGUCCCGCAAGGAGAUGCUAGGCGUGUCCGCGACCAUCCUGCAGGAGACGCUGGGCUACCUCAAGCAGCAGAAGGUCGACCUGACGCAGCUGGACCUGGUGCACCUCAACAACCUGAUCUGCGUGCUGGACGAGCAGCACGACUACCACACCCUGGCCUGGAUCCUGACCUCGCUCUGGAACAACCGCGACACCAACCACAUCGCCAGCUCGCAGCCCCAGUCCGCCUACACCCUCGCCCUGGGCCGCAUGCUCGUCAUCACCCGCUAUCUGAUCGGGGAUUAUUCCGCUGCCAUGCGCCUCGGCGAGGACAUCGUGUACAACUGCGCCCGCGUCCAUGGUCCGCGCCACCCCAGCACCGUCGAGAUGACCGUCCUCCUCUCGCAGAUGUACACCAGCGUCGCGCAGGGGUACCAGUCCCAGAAGGACCGGCGCGAGCUGGCCUACCGGUACUACAAGAAGGCGGCCUCGUUGCAUGAGAAUGCGCUGCGGGUGUUUAUUGAUCCGAGUUCUGUCUCCGCGACCGAGAUGGAAGACAGCAUGAGCAGCAGCGAGUCGGGGUCCGGCGCUACCAGCCCUGGCGGCAUUGUGGAGGAUGAGGGCAAGCAUGUCCGACAGCAUCUGCAUCUGCUGAAGCUGGCGGUGGAGCGACUGGGCGACUGGCCCAAGGAGUACGCGGAGUAUGAGCGUCUGAAUGCGGACUUGUUCCGGACCUUCGCCAAGGAUCUGAAGGAUGUGGAGGGCGUCGAGAAGUGGAAUUUGAAGCGGUUUGGCUCGGGUCGCGCUGAGGCGAGCGAUGACUUGAUCGCGACGGGAAUUAAUCAAGUGGUGGGGAGCCAUGAGCGGCUUGCUAUUGCUGUUUGAGAG